Molecule: messenger RNA, 2748 nt
Organism: Rhagoletis zephyria (snowberry fruit fly)
Lineage: Eukaryota; Metazoa; Arthropoda; Insecta; Diptera; Tephritidae
Gene: sens-2
Product: zinc finger transcription factor senseless-2
Biological process (GO): regulation of transcription by RNA polymerase II
Cellular component (GO): nucleus
Molecular function (GO): DNA-binding transcription factor activity, RNA polymerase II-specific
Source: RefSeq, a predicted model, not a curated record
AUGGAAAUUGUAAAAAUUGAAUCGAAUUUACAGCAAUCGCCGUCGGCUGCCACACAACCAACGCCACUGCAAGCGCCGGCGGCGCCACAGCCACAGCCGCAUUCACAUGCCACAUUGCCGCCAACAAGUGUAUGCUCCGCGCAACAGCAACACCAUCUACCGCUCGAUUAUAGUUUGGGCAAUUUUAAACCUGCUGUUGCCGCUGAUUUUCCUACCAAUUUUGUUAGCGCCAGUGGCAUAGGUGGCGGCGGCGGCGGCAGCACAACAGGCAACAUGCCUUUGCGCGAUUUAAAUAUGCGCUCUAAUAUGGCUACAACAAUACCAAAUCCAACGCAAUUACUACAACAGCGCGUACAACAACAGCAGCACCAACAACAACAACAACAACAGCUACGCAGUGAUCAAACGCAGCAAGAUUAUCAGCCGGUAUCGGCAUUUAAAGCCGUUUUACCUAAAAAGAAAAUUGCCGACGACGAACUCGCCUUCAGCAUCAACCGCCUUGUCAAAUCGGAGCACUUGUCCAGCAGUCAUCAUCCCUCAGCGCUACUUGCCAGCACCAACACCAGUUCCGCCGCGUCUGCAGCUGCGAAACAUGAUGAAGACAACAACAACUCUAUUUGCAUAUUGAGCAAAAAUCAAAUACUUCAAUGGAAAUUACAACAACCACUGAGUAGCGUCAGCGAACAGCAGCAGCAUCCCUUCAUUGUGCGCGACAUAAAUUCCAGAUCACGCAGUCAUUCACGCACCUCAUCAUCACAAAUCGAUCUCGACGAUGAUAGCAAUUGCCGACGUUCGUUACAUUCACGUUCGCGUUCACGAUCGAGUUCGGUGGAACUUGAAGUGGAUUCGCCGCCACCGCCCGCCUCAUACCACACCACCCGCUCCAGUCCAACUAGUGUGUCGCCGCCGCCGCCGCCGCCCCCAACGAACACAACGGAAUUCUUGAUUAGCGCGAGUCCAAAAAAGUCUGAAAUGUUUUCGGUAUCAGCGCUAUUGCGACGCGAUGAGCCAACGCAUGGAGCGGCGACGGCGGCGACAAUGCGUCCGACGCAAAAAUUGCACGCGACCGGUGGUUUAGCCGUAGGUGGUGUGAAUCCCUUCGAAGCAUUUCGCAAUGGUUAUGCGAGUAGUGGAGGUGGCGGCGGCGGCGGUGGCUAUGAGCCGCCAUUCUUUCAAAGACCGCUGCUGUCACCCGCCUUUCCGUUCGCUUUUGCCGCCAUCGCAUUCCACCAGGGCCAGCAAUCUGGUCUGACCUCAGCCUACCAUCCCGCUUCGCAGGAAGAUCUCUUUCGUCUACGCAAUCUGAUGGUGCCGCUGCAGGCGGGCCAAAAUGGCGAUGCGUCUGGUCUGCCGCCGAAUUCCCAUCUUGGCUUGCCACAUCCAUCGCAUUUGCACUUUCACCACAUGGCUAAAUGGCCCGGCCUGCCGCAAUUCAGUGACCUUUACUCAUGCAUGAAGUGCGAGAAGAUGUUCUCCACGCCGCACGGACUCGAAGUCCAUUCACGGCGAACGCAUCACGGCAAGAAGCCCUACGCUUGUGAGCUGUGCAACAAGACCUUCGGUCAUGAAGUUAGUUUGAGUCAACACAGAGCUGUUCACAAUGUAGAGAAGGUAUUCGAAUGCAAACAAUGCGGAAAGCGCUUCAAACGUUCCAGCACGCUGUCUACACAUUUGCUAAUUCACAGCGAUACGCGGCCUUAUCCGUGCAGUUAUUGCGGCAAGCGUUUUCAUCAAAAAAGUGAUAUGAAGAAACACACCUACAUACAUACAGGCGAAAAACCCCACAAAUGCACGGUGUGCGGCAAGGCGUUCAGCCAGAGUUCCAACCUCAUCACACACUCACGCAAACACACCGGCUACAAACCGUUUGCCUGCAAACUCUGCCACAAAUCGUUCCAGCGCAAGGUCGAUUUGCGACGCCAUAAAGAGACCCAACAUACCGAUCUGCGACCGCUAAUCGAACGCAAUCUCGGCGGCAAAGUAGAGUUCAUGGCGGCUGCAGCAGCGGCGGCGGCAUCACAAAUGGGCCAACAUGAAGGCCUGGCGCCACCCCUGGUGGGUGGUCAUCAUGAUGGCGGUGGUGUAGGGAGUAAUAAUAUGGGCGCUGCUGCUGCGGCAGCGGCGGCGGCGGCAGCAGCUGCAUCCUCUAUCAAUACGCAAUUGGCAUCGAUGAAUUGUCAAAAGGUAUCGUUGCUGGUAUAACAGGCACAAUAACAGCGACAACAAUUGCAACUACAGCAACAACAACAUGAGAGAUUAUUGGAGCAACAGCGAAUGCUGCAGCAAAGCCUCAGAGUCGAUUAGAUGUGGAUGCUGGGGAGAAAAAAAAAACAAAAAAAAAGCAUAAAAACACUAACAACGAUUAAGUGCAAUAAGAAGUGAAACCAAAUAAAUACAAUUAUAUAUAAAAAAAAAUUCCGGAAUAAGCGCUUACGAAAAAUUCCAUGUACAGUUAAUUGGUCUAUAUAUAUAUAUAUAACAAAAAAAAAAAAACGCAGUUGAUGCAUCUUUUCAUAUUUCCAGUGUUGCCAAAGCGAAGCAAACGCUCUGCGCUUAUUUUUUAUAUAUUUUAAUUUGUAAAAAAAUUAUAUUAUAUAGUAUAUUUUUGUAAACUUAAGAUUCUCUAUAGCUCGCGAAAGAAAACAAAGCAAAGCUUGUUAUCUAGCUCACCUCUUAGUUGCUUGCAUUUUGUUGCUUGUAUAUUUUAUAAAAUUUUUUUUGUUAUUUUUAAUUCCUACAAAUAAGACA